Messenger RNA from Protobothrops mucrosquamatus (brown spotted pit viper), 2052 nucleotides. RefSeq names its product family with sequence similarity 126 member B (gene HYCC2). Gene Ontology annotation, biological process: phosphatidylinositol phosphate biosynthetic process; protein localization to plasma membrane. Lineage: Eukaryota; Metazoa; Chordata; Lepidosauria; Squamata; Viperidae. The transcript has 12 exons. The record is from RefSeq and is a predicted model, not a curated record. The coding region runs from base 114 to 1877 and encodes 587 amino acids. Gene Ontology annotation, cellular component: plasma membrane.
UUUGAUGAAGCACUAUCAAAUGUAUUCCAGACUGGGAAAUGGCAGCAUUCAUCCACCAGUUCAAUUAGAAAACUAAUUUAUCCAAAUAGAGGUAAUAAAAGAAUAGAAGUCUUAUGAAAAUGCUUGGAUCAGAACGUGGUGUGGUAGAGGAAUGGCUAUCAGAAUUCAAGGCAUUACCUGAAAUGCAGAUUUCCAAUUAUGCAGCAACGCUUCAUCGGAAGAAAAUAUUAGUGCCAGCUCUUUAUAAAGUUAUUCAAGAUCCAAAUAAUGAGUUUCUGGAACCUGUCUGCCACCAACUCUUUGAACUUUACCGUAGUUCUGAGGUUCGUCUCAAAAGGUUCACCUUACAGUUCUUGCCAGAACUCAUCUGGGUUUAUUUGCGUCUUACUGUCAGCAAAGAUAGGCAGAGCAAUGGUUGCAUCGAAGCCCUACUUCUAGGAAUUUACAACUUGGAAAUUGCUGACAAAGAUGGGAAUAAUAAAAUUUUAUCUUUUACUAUCCCUUCCUUAUCAAAACCUUCAAUUUACCAUGAGCCCUCUACAAUUGGAUCCAUGGCUUUGACUGAAGGAGCCCUGUGUCAGCAUGACCUCAUCAGAGUCGUUUAUAGUGACCUUCAUCCCCAAAGAGAAACAUUCACUGCACAAAACAGGUUUGAAGUGCUGAGCUUUCUUAUGCUGUGCUAUAAUUCUGCUAUUGUCUAUAUGCCUGCCUCUUCCUAUCAGUCGCUUUGCAAGAUGGGUUCUAGGCUCUGUGUGAGUGGAUUUCCACGACAAAAUGAAAAAUGCUGGAAGGAAGAUGGCUGCAGAGUGGUACUGGAUCCUGACUUCAUGGUUCAGUUACUCACUGGAAUCUAUUAUGCUGUCUACAAUGGACAAUGGGAACUUGGUCAGGAAACGCUAGAUGAUAUAAUAUAUCGAGCUCAGCUUGAACUCUAUUCUCAGCCACUGCUGGUUGCAAAUGCAAUGAAGAAUUCAUUACCUUUUGAUGCUCCUGAUGCAUCACAAGGAGGACAGAAGGUUUUGAAAGUAGAGGUUACUCCAACAGUGCCAAGAAUUUCUCGGACAGCUAUUACAACAGCUUCAAUCCGCCGACAUCGCUGGCGAAGAGAAGAUGGCUUUGACUUCUCAAAUGAUGCUGACAUGAGCAUUCCCGGAUCUCCGAUCCUGCACGGCUCCACAGACCUAGGGAUCAAACGCAAGCAAGAGUGGGACGUACUGAUGCUCAGGACCCCUGAGCAUGGCUCACCGGAGCCCAACUUGACACCAGCCACAAAAGAGGAUGGUGACGGAGUCAGUGGAAGAGAAGAGUCUGUGAACUUCAAUGAUGCUGACGAAGGGUUUUCCUCUGGGGCAUCACUUAGCAGCCAGCCACAUGGGACCAAACCUUCAUCCACAUCUCAGAGAGCCAGUUUAAGAAAAGGAGUUGCUGGGCUUUUGGCCAAGGAUAAGGAGAUCAUCUUGGCUACCAAAUCCACAGACAGCCCUCGAGAAUCUGCCCAUAAGCAGUACCUACACCAGUCAGUUGACCUCAGUACAGAUGCAAUUGAAAUUACUCCCACAAAGAAACAUUUGAGUUUGCCUCCUGGGCAGGUGGUACCAAAAGCCAGCAGUGUAAGCCUGAUACGAACUGCAAGUGCUUCUUCCAGUAAAUCGUUUGACUAUGUGAAUGGUAGUCAGAUGGGUUCCAAUGUUGGUAUUGGCGGUGAUGGUGUUACUAACUUAGCAGCUGGCAACUCCAAUCGUUUUUCAACCAUUAGUCUACAAGAGGACCGGUUAAAUCAAGCUGGAAAUGGUAAAGAUGUCCACUCACCAGGAGCUCCUCUGACUAAGCAGUCCCGAUCCCCAAGUUUCAAUAUGCAACUAAUAUCUCAAGUUUAACUUGUUUAUACCUUCCUAUAUUUUUUCCAUUUGUCCAAUUCUUUUUUGAGCAACAUCCACAAUCUUCAUCCUAUCAUCUGAAAAUCCUGGCUUCUGUGAUGUUGUUCAAUUCAUUUAGAUACUAUACUAUAUUUUGUACUGAAACAGCAAUAAAACCUCAUGUUUUCGCCCCCUC